CGGAGGAAUACAACUCCGUUGACGAUCUUAAACGGUGGAUUGGCAAGAUAACUGCCGUUCUUGACGAGAUACGCUCCAGUUCGCAAAAAAUCCCCGAUGCUACCUCGCCUGGACUUGUCCAAGAAGAGAAGAAGGUAGAGUGGCUCGAAAGGCUCUAUUCCUGUCGCUAUAGGGGUCGCAAGGACGUAAAUCCGCCACGAGUCGAAGGGACAUGAGAAUGGUUUAUAGCCAUCCGCUGUUCCGAAAUUGGCAGCAAAGCAACGCAGCUAGCUUGCUAUGGGUAUCUGCGGACCCUGGCUGCGGAAAGUCGGUAUUGGCCAGGUACUUGGCGGAUGACUUUCUGCGGAGCACGGAUACAAGAACGACCUGCUACUUCUUCAAGGACGGCUUCGAUGACCAGAAAUCUUCGACUACUGCUCUGUGCUAUAUCUUGCGUCAAAUCUUCAAACAGCGUCCCGGCUGUUUCUCAGACCAAAUCCUGAGAAAGCUCGAGGAGGACAAAUGGGUAGAAAAGGGCGAAAAAAAGCCUUCAACGUCCUUCCGUGACCUCCGGGAUUUGUUUAUGGCUGCCGCGAUUGGCCACGAGACGGGCGAGAUUGUCUGCAUCAUCGAUGCGCUCGACGAAUGCGAGGACUCGAGGCGCAAUCAGCUUAUCGAUCCUAUCUCAAAUUUCCACUCUCACACGACGGCUCGCACUCCAGUCUUGAAGUUCCUCUUGACCAGCCGGCCCUACUGGGGUAUUAGAAGAGAAUUCUCCCAGCAUCUAGAACGCAAACUACCAAUGAUUCACUUAAGUGGGGAAAGCGCGGAAGAAGCAAGCAAGAUUUCUCGCGAGAUUGACUUGGUGGUUAGAAACAGAAUAGCGGACGAUGGUAGAAAGCUAGAGCUUACCGAAGAGCAGCAGAACGUUCUGAGAGAGGAACUUACGCGGGUUCCAAACCACACCUACCUCUGGGUGUAUCUCAUCUUCGACAUCAUAAACAGGAGCAUUAUCGACAGAGCAGAAGAUAUUCGGUCGAUAGCCAAUACGAUUCCGGAAACGGUUGAUGCAGCAUACGACAACAUCUUGUCAAAGAGUCCAGAUAUUGGGCGCGCUAGAAAGAUCCUCCAUAUCAUCGUCGCAGCAGCGAGACCGCUAACUCUGCAGGAGAUGGACCUAGCUUUGGCGAUAGGUCCUAAACAUCGGUCAUUCGGCGAUCUGGAGCUGGUCCCAGAGACACGAUUCCGCGAAAACAUCAGGCAGCAUUGUGGACUUUUCGUAGUGGUGGUCGAUUCGAAAAUCUACUUGCUCCAUCAAACGGCCCGCGAAUUUCUAGUGCCGUCGCUAUCACUAGAGCUGCUAGGAUCUCCUUUAAGUGGCCCGAAGCUACAAUGGAAGUUCUCGCUUCAUCCGGGAGAAUCCAAUCGUAUCCUUGCCGAAAUCUGCAUGUGGCGGCUGUCAUGGUCGGACAUUAACCUCAAGACUCUUCAAGCAAGUCAACAAGAACGACACCAGUACAUCGCAAAGCGCACGCUUCUGGGUUAUUCAUCCCAGUACUGGGCUGAACACUUCCGCAAAGGUGAUUGGAAUGGCGGAGAUUGGACGAUCGAGAAGGCAACCAAGAAGACCACGGAAUUUUACACCAGUAAUAGUUGCGUCCUAUUUUGGACAAGACACGGUCGUGCAGCAGCUUCUCGAGACCAGCGCCGAUGCGAAUGCUGAGGAAGAGGAUGGCUCGACGCCGCUUCACUGGGCUUCUAUAUACGGCCACGAUACGGUCGUACAGCGGCUUCUCAAGGCUGGCGCCGAUGUGAAUACCAAGAACGAGAAUAGCUUGACGCCGCUUCACUGGGCUUCUGAGAAGGGCCACGAUACGGUCGUACAGCAGCUUCUUGAGGCCGGCGCCGAUGCGAAUGCUAAGGAUAAGGAUGGCUGGACGCCGCUUCACGAAGCUUCUAGGGAG
This is a messenger RNA of Lasiosphaeria miniovina, 1943 nucleotides long. RefSeq lists its product as uncharacterized. NCBI's taxonomy places the organism in Eukaryota, Fungi, Ascomycota, Sordariomycetes, Sordariales, Lasiosphaeriaceae. The transcript has 3 exons. The record is from RefSeq and is a predicted model, not a curated record. Bases 212 to 1702 code for a protein of 496 amino acids.